Cottoperca gobio is the source of this 5254-nucleotide messenger RNA. RefSeq names its product RNA binding protein fox-1 homolog 2-like. Gene Ontology annotation, cellular component: cytoplasm; nucleus. The record is from RefSeq and is a predicted model, not a curated record. Bases 814 to 1860 code for a protein of 348 amino acids. Gene Ontology annotation, molecular function: mRNA binding. Gene Ontology annotation, biological process: nervous system development; regulation of alternative mRNA splicing, via spliceosome. The transcript has 9 exons. NCBI's taxonomy places the organism in Eukaryota, Metazoa, Chordata, Actinopteri, Perciformes, Bovichtidae.
UCGGGGAAAAGCAGCAGAAGGAGACAGAGGAAACGCAGACCUCAGAGCAGCCCACCUCACCUCACUGUCCCCGCUCUGCUCUCGGUGUCCGUUAACUAAGCUGACCGCGGAUCAGCGCACGAGCUCCCUCCACUCUACGAGUCUCACCAACUGGGACUCAAACCAGAGGAAAUCGUGUUCGUCGGCAGCCAAGUCCGCACGCCAAGAAGACACAUCCAUAGCAGACCACGGCGAGGGGACGGACGGUGUGAUAAGAAGGGACUGGAAUCAAGGGGGAAGGCUGGUAGGAACAACAGAGGAGCUUAAUACAAACACACAUUUAGAGGAGAGAGGACUGCCUGGCCCCGCACAAGGAGAAGUAUUACGCGAAGCUAAUUUCCAACAUUUUCUAUUAUUGGCAGCGCGAGUGUGCUCCCCGAGCCACAUUUAUAAAGAGAGCUAGCGGAAUGUAAUGCUAGCAUGCUAGCUUAUGUUAGCUGGCUAAUUAGCUUGUCAGGCAUCCAAGAGUAAGACGUGUGAUCUUUAUUAAAAUAGGUCACUGUUUGGCGUCGUUUUACUUUUUGGGAAAACAAGCUGUACUUUAUGUGCUUUGUCCAGGGCAUGGUCAUAAUGUUCUGCCUUGAAUAGCUAACGCCAAGUUAGACAAUAAACAGUACCAGCUGCCUUUUUAUUGAUGUAAACCAGUUAAUUUACCCAUCUACGCUUUUUUUUUGGGAAAAACCGAAUCCAUUGUGAAUAUCGAGCUGUGGACAAAUCUAACGGAGAAAAAAGGGUAAAAAAACAGACUUUUGACUGGUGACUGUCUGCCGUCCAAUGUUAAUGUCGACCGACGUUGCAUCUAUAAUGCUUCCCGUUAGUCGGGGAAUAAUGGAAAGAGACAUUGAUACAGCAGCCGGACCCCUUGCAAACGCGGCCGGGGGUCCAGCAGCUGUCCGCGGGAUGAAGCGAGGAGACCCGGAGCCCGACGCUCAAACAGCCGCUGCCCUGCCGGACUUAGCCGGGGCGGAGUGCAAAAGACCAAGGAUAGACGGGACCGGCAGUGUUGUUGGGGACAUUGGACAGAACAACGAGCCGUUAAACCCCGGUUUCCAUGGAUACGCACCUCACAGUCAGGGCUCUCAGGAUUCGACAGGAGGACAGGAGGGAUUGGUGGCCCCACCCUUUUCAGCGUUCCCCCCUCCACCCCCUCCUCAAAACGGGCUGCCAGGGACCGAGUUUGGCCCCGGGGCCAUGUUUGUUGCUGGGGGCCCAGGCACAGCCGAGGUAGGGGCUGGUGCUAAUGGAGCCACCUCCCCUACCACAACCAACAACAACGGAAAGGCAGAGGAGGUGUCCCAGGGAGAGGCGGGUGUACAGUGCGGCGCAGGAGACACAGGAGCAGGAGACUCUGUGGAAGACCUCUCAGAGGACAAGGGGACCCCCAAACGCCUGCACGUCUCAAACAUCCCCUUCCGCUUCCGGGACCCUGACCUCAGGCAGAUGUUUGGGCAAUAUGGGAAGAUUCUGGAUGUAGAGAUUAUUUUCAAUGAGAGGGGUUCAAAGGGGUUUGGCUUUGUGACAUUUGAGACCAGCGCAGACGCAGAGAGAGCCAGGGAAAAGCUCCACGGCACAUUGGUGGAAGGUCGUAAGAUUGAGGGAGGCUACCCUGCUGCUGCUGCUGCCGCCGCCGCCGCCUAUCGCUACGCCCAGCCAGCAGCCGUAACCGGAGCAACCGCUGCAGCUGCCGCCUACAGUGACAGUUAUGGCCGGGUGUACACUACAGAUCCCUACCACGGUUUAACUCCAGCUGCUGCUGCUUACGGAGUGGGAGCCAUGGCCAGUUUAUACCGGGCAGGAUACAGUAGGUUUGCUCCUUACUAAAACCACAAAUCCCACCCGAGGAAUUUCACAUCGCUCCAAAAAACCCUUUUUCAAGCUCUUUGUUUGGCAGCAGCUCCCCUCCAUUUCUCUGCAGGCGGACUCUAGUGACAACUCGUGUGUUUCUUUGUUUUUCUGUCUUUUUUCUUUUGUGGCGAGAGAGGUCAUUUGCCACAUCAUCAACUCAAACUCUGUUUUCUGUACUCUGUGUCCGUCGCUGACACGGAAACAACGACUUAAACUGCCAGGAGUGUCUCCCACAUAAAACAAAAAGCCAGAGCCUGCUACUUUGAACUACGGGGCAAAAUUUAGGACGGUUUUUAAAACACUACGGGACCUGGAAGGAGAGAGACUGCUGUUCCUGUGCCGUCCUGCACACCUUUCCCCCUCUGAACUUACAGUAUGUCCACUGCCCUGUAAGCCCUAAUCAGACCUAUAUACACACACUUACUACAAGUAUACAGUUUCCUCCACAUUUUGCUUUAGUGUUGGCCCACACAGAAUGAUGCCACCGCACAGCAUUACUAUAGAAGGUACUUCUGUUUUUAAACACUACAUUGACGUAAAGCUACAGCCCCGUGCAGCAGAGACGGACGUCCCUCUGGUUUAACAUCGUGGUGUAAUAAUGAAACUCGGACUACACGAUACAGAAGACGUAGGAAUUAUUCUUGUUGUUUUGUAAAGCUGGAGCACCGAACAUUCACCCGGAGGGAACUGGGAGCAUCUUGACUGACAGAAACCACUGUUGUCCUGGCAACGACAAACAUUGCAUGAAAAAAAAAUCUUCUUUUUUUCAUUCUCCAGCAUUUCACGACUCCCCCCCCCCCCCCCCCCCCCCCCCCGAAUCUAAAAGGAAACACAAGAAAACAAAAUGUAAAAAAAAAAAUGUAAAAACGAAAGAAAUUCAAAAAAACGUGAAAGUGACGAGGAAAGAAAACAAGUGACUUUGUUUCUGCAUUACCUCACUUUUUAUUUUAUUUAGUUUCGCUGCCAUUGAUAGGAAGUUGCAUAGAAAAGUCGUUAUAUAUUCAGCCAUUCAUUUGUCCUCAUUGCUGUUCUACACAUUCUCCACUUAUAGCUGUAAACAACACUAAGACGGGACGUGGACAGUUUGAGCCGACCCUGUAUGUAUUCAGUGCACCUCCCCUCUAAAGGCUCAUCCUCGAUGUGCUCGUAGCGCUCCUUUCAAAAAAGGACCCGGCCCAUUUCUCUCUCCGUCUCCUAAACCCGUCAGACAUUCCAGCUGUAGCAGCGAAUGAACGGGUCGGACGGACAAACUCACCGAACACACGUGAACUAGAUUUAGCAGAUUUUGAAGCAGGAACACCCACACAGGGAACUCAUCAUCCGCCAAAUGGGAAUCCCUCCUGGCCAAUAAGAGAUAUUUCUGCCUCCAGGCUUCGGGUAGGCCACAUUAGAAUACAUUUGAAACAAAGAGAUCGCAGUCAUGUAAUGAGAAUUCAUCAUUGUUCUAUUUAUAUUCAUCCUUUUUAAUGUGACAGGACACUACAUGAUUUUGUCAUUUUAAAUCCGUCAUUAUGCUCUCUGGGAUUGUUCGGUCCGAGUAGUUUUAAAGUUCUCCUUACCGGUCAUAAUAACGACUGGCAGCCAGAUGGUUUAUAGACCAAGUGUCUGUCCUGUAUGUAUCACAUCUCCAUAUACUCUCACUAUGUUGUUAUUGCUAUUAUUUGCCUUUUUUGGUUCCAAAGAUUUUCUGAAGAAAAGCACAUUUUUGGUCCUGAUGUAUUUCUUAGUUUUGUGGUUGUUUUCUUUUCUUUUUUGUCGUGCCUUUACUUUUAUUAUAUAUAUAUAUAUUUCUUUAUUUUUCAGUCCAGUGUUGAAACAGCACCCUGAGAAAUGUCAUUGAAGCAGCGUCUACGAAAAGACAGAGGACACAUUUAUAAGGUUGCCGCAGUUUUGGGAAUUCUGACCCACAAAUACAACAAAAUUGAAUCCAGUCCACACACUCAUUUUCUUUUUUGUUAACACAUGAAACACGCUGUCGAUGCAGAGCUGUUGGCUGCAGACAAGGGAAAUCAGAGCAGACGGAGUCAUGAGGGAUAUGCAGAAAGACGGAGCAGAUCUUUUGGAUUGCUUUUGCCAUUAGGGCCAAAUUACAGGCAAAGUAAAUGGAGGGAAACGUCCACACAAUGUCCAAAGUGCCCCGUAGCCCAGCAGUGGCCACCUUUUUCGAACAACGAAGCAAUGUGUGGGUGGUUAGCGGAGGGAUAUUGUGAUGGUGAACGUGAGAAGCUGAGCCAUUAAUCAUUAGCUGACAGGAUAACAACGUCCCCAGCUGUUUUCUUAUUUCAGAGGGUACAGUGCGAGGAGGGGAAAUGUUUUUGUAUGAUUGUGAAAACUGUGUGCAGUAGGUCCAAUGAGUAUUUUUGACGCGCAUUACCUCCUUUUUUUUUUUUUUUUUUUCUUUUUUUUGUCUUUAUUAUUCCUUACAAGUAUUAUCAGAAGUGUUGCUAUGCAUGCUUUUGUGAGAGAGGAAGGAUUGUCAAGUCAGAGAAAUCUUUUUUCAUUUGUGCAUGAAUUCAAAUCAUAGUGCUGGAGGAGGAAGAUCAGGAGGAGGAGGAUGGGGGGUGUUUACAAAGCAGGAGGAGGAGAGAACUCUGUUGUGUGAUGCGAGGGGACGGGAGUAAAGGUCUGGUGGAGAGUCUCUGGGUGGGGAAGGGGAGAAGCAAGUUGCUUUAUUGAAGCAGAUUUGGUCCGCUUCAAUAAUCCAGGUUAUCGCUGCUCUGUGCCUCUGUGGUCGCCGUGGUAAUCACCAGCCUUAUCGCAUGUGUAAAGUUUAAUUUGGUGCGUCUGGACCCCUGUGGUUCCCUCAGAAACUAACAUUAACGACCACCUCGUGAUAAUUCGGCUUUGAGAUCAUCUCUGUAAAGAUGAGGCUGGUGAUGUGGCUGCAGCUGCUGCAGAGAUGCUCAUUUAGCAACAUCUCCACCUCGCUCAUCCGGUUGGCAGAAAAAGCGGUGCAUUGAGGUUGGUGUAAUGGUUAUUGAGCAGCCACUGUGGUGCAGCUGCGGGUGGCGUUUGCUUGUUUUUGUCUCUUCUAAUUGGGAGUAAAUCUGAUUUGGAAGGCUGCAGAAAUGAGCGCAGAGGUGCAUGCUGGGACAAGCAGGAGUUCUCCUCGGCCGCUGACCCCGACUCCCCUGCACUGUGCUCAAGUCAACCCAGUGGGAGGGUUUUUUUGUACAGGGAUUUCAUAAAUGAGUUUGAAUUGCAUGUGGAUUUUUUUUUGUAACGUCACAUGCUCUUAAAAGCUCAUUGUUUUCCAAUAAGUGACAUGUAUUUUCUCACAAUGUUUUAUUUUGCCAUCCUUGUGUCUGCCUUCUGUUUAUUCUCUCCAUUAUUAUUGAAUGUAUAUAAUAAAUAAACUGUUUGGUUUUUA